AUGGUUUCUCUUUCUCAUAUCAUAUGGAUACUAAUCCUUUUUGAACAUAAUGAACUUUUCGAAAAGUACAUAAUUGGAAAAGGCGCAGUAGAAGGAAAAAGAACCCACCGAUUCCUAUCUGAAAUGCACGAACAACAACUUGUAAUGAAUGAAAAGUUUCAAAAAAACGAGAAAAGUGAAAAAAAAGAACCUUCAUCAUUUGUGGGUUCAGAAGAAUCUUUAGAUGCCAGCGAUUCACAAGAAAAUGAAAUGACGACAAGUUCUAGCCAGGUAGUAAAAUAUAAUAAAAAGAAAUUAAAAUCUCUAAAUAAUGCAUUAAAAUAUAAAGAUAAAGAAAAGAAAACUCAAUUUGAUGCAAUCAAAUAUGGUAAAUUAUAUAGUGUAGAAAAUGAUGUUGUCAUAAAAUUUAGUAAUAAGAUGGGAAAGAUAAAAGAUGGGUUAGAAAAAUAUAUUAAAAAAUUAGACGAUUCAGAUUAUGAUGCUAUACAUUAUACAGAUAAAGAAAUAGAAGGACAAUAUUUUGGUGUUCAGUAUAAAAAAGUAGAACAUCUACAACCACAUGAUAUUUUUUAUUUCAAAAGUGAAAAAAAGCCAAAUAAAUUUAUAAAGUUUUUAUUUAAAAAUAGAGAAAAGAAAAAAGAAGCAUUAUCCGAUUAUACUGUUAAAAAAUUGAAUAAGAAAAUAAAACAAAAUGAUUAUUAUGUAUUACCAAAAAGUAUUCGGGAAAAACCAUUAUUAAAUUGUUCAUUAAUAGAAAAAGAUGGGUUCAGUUAUCCAACAGUAAAACGAGCAAUUUCUCAUUAUCCAGAAUAUACAGCUUUACCUGAUCAAUUAAUUCCUAUAAAUAAAAAAUCAAUUUUUGAAGCAAUAAUAAAAGAUCGUCCUUUGAAACGUAAGCAAAUCAAACCUUGUGUUAUCAUAGGUGCCUAUGAAACAGAAAAACCAGAUCAUUACAUUACCAAAGAUAAUAAAAAACAUAAACACUCCCAAAACUGUGCUAUUAAAGGAAAUAAACCAAAGGAAUCUAAAAAGAAAACCAAAGAAGAUGAUAAUACAUUGGAACACACAAAGGAAACUAAAAAAUUGGAGAAUCAACAGGAAUCUACAAUCUAUGGUAUAGAAGCUGCAAAUGAAUUAUAUGGCCCAGAAAUAACUGCAGUAGACAAAGACAAGGAAGAGAUUAUAUUUUUAAGUGAUCAAGAAGAUGACACGAAGGAACACACAGAUAUACUCGUGUCUGAUGGGCAGCCUGCAGAAGUAGAAGGUGAAGAAGUGGAAGGUGAAGCAGUGGAAGGUGAAGAAGUGGAAGGUGAAGAUGUGGAAGCAGAAGAAGUAGAAGCAGAAGAAGUAGAAGCAGAAGAUGUGGAAGCAGAAGAAGUGGAAGGUGAAGAAGUAGAAGCAGAAGAAGUGGAAGAAAUAACACCAUCUGAAGAAGAGACAGUUGAAGAAGUGGAAGAAAUAACACCAUCUGAAGAAAAGGCAGUAGAAGAAGAAGUGGAAGAAAUAACACCAUCUGAAGAAAAGGCAGUAGAAGAAGAAGUGGAAGAAAUAAUACCAUCUGAAGAAGAAGCAGUAGAAGAAGAAGUGGAAGAAAUAACACCAUCUGAAGAAAAGGCAGAAGAAGAAGUGGAAGAAAUAACACCAUCUGAAGAAAAGGCAGUAGAAGAAGUGGAAGAAAUAACACCAUCUGAAGAAAAGGCAGUAGAAGAAGUGGAAGAAAUAACACCAUCUGAAGAAAAGGCAGUAGAAGAAGUGGAAGAAAUAACACCAUCUGAAGAAGAGACAGUUGAAGAAGAAGCAGUAGAAGAAGAAGCAGUGGAAGAAGAGGCACCCGAAGAAGAAGCAGUAGAAGAAGUAAAAUCUAAAGAAGAAAAGAAAUUUGAACCAAUCGACGUAGUCAAAUUUGACGCCGUACCGAAAGAUGUAGAACCCAUAGAACACAAAAUGAAAUACCACGUAGUGGAAUUCGGAGAAAUGAAAGAGUUUGAUACGGAGUUGUAUGAUUUUAAUGAUAUUCUGUAUCAAAUAGCUGUUUCAUUUUUAAAAGAAUUAGAGGCUGCGAAGAGUUCAAGUCAAAGGAAGAAAGUAAAAAAGUCUGCAAAAAUUGCUACAGAAAAUUUGGUAAAACAUUAUAUGGAACAAAAAAGGAGACACAAAUAG
Molecule: messenger RNA, 2160 nt
Organism: Plasmodium gonderi
Lineage: Eukaryota; Apicomplexa; Aconoidasida; Haemosporida; Plasmodiidae
Product: Plasmodium exported protein, unknown function
Exons: 2
Coding region: 1-2160 (719 amino acids)
Source: RefSeq, a predicted model, not a curated record